Molecule: messenger RNA, 1419 nt
Organism: Colletotrichum orchidophilum
Lineage: Eukaryota; Fungi; Ascomycota; Sordariomycetes; Glomerellales; Glomerellaceae
Exons: 3
Coding region: 1-1419 (472 amino acids)
Molecular function (GO): metallopeptidase activity
Source: RefSeq, a predicted model, not a curated record
AUGCACAUGGCUAGCAAACGGGCUUUAGAUGGCUUCUACGUCAUUGACCAACGUGCCGGGAGUAGUUGGGGCUGCAGCGAGGAAAAGAUCGCCGCUCUGAAGGGAGCGGUGGCAGAUGCACAGACAUUGGCGUCGAAGGCUUCGACUGCGCUUGCCAUAAGGGGUUCCGAGUCUUCUGAUGCCUACAUCUUCUGGUUUGGUAAGGAAAACGCCAGGGCCGCCACGAAAAAGUCGAUAAAGAAAUACAACUACGAUCCCGUGCGGCAUCUUUUCAAACGCCCAGGGUCAUACAACCGCGUCGACAAUCUGACAAUGGAUAACCUCAGUCCUACCGGGCUGACGUACAUGUGCGGUGCCGCAGACAGCCAGACUUGCGCCGGCACUGUGGCUGUUGCGACCCACCAGGACGGAGCCAAAGGACUCUCGGGUAACGCCAUUAUCCUGUGUGACAGAUUCUUCGAGUAUAAGUCACUGGAAUACAUGUUGCAGACUUGGAGGGACAAGAGACGGUUCAGCCUCUCUGCUGGCUUCACCUUACUGCACGGAUUGCAACACCUGCCAGCCAUCGUGGGUGAUGCUAGACGAUGCGUUGAUGUCCCGAACCACAAUCGAACCGGCGGCUGCUAUCAGCCUGAGUGCUGUGCGAAACUCAAAAGUGCCGAUAAGAUCAGAAACGCCCAAAACAUGGCUUUCUUUGCACUGGAGAUCAUGGCAGAUCCCCAGCAUGGUGAACCACAUGGAAGGUCAUGUACCAUCAAGAAAGGAGACACAGGUAACAUUUGGCUCGGAGGACCCGAAGAUGUUACUGCGCCAGUUGUUCCGAUUGUGCCUCCUGGUGGUGGCGGUGACGGUGGCGGUGGAAAGGGCGGUCAUCCCUCGAAACCUGCAGAUUCGGAUCCUCCAAAGCCUUCGGGGCCUUCAUCUCCUCCCACCUCGCCUCCAACGCGGUCGCACAAUUCUUCGGUGCCGAUUACCCGUUGUUCUUCCAGACCACCGCUGUCAGUGCCCAGAGGAGGAGGAGGACCAUUCGACAGAGACGGAUUCCCUCAAGCAGUGUACGAUGAAAUUGCUGCAGCAGCACGUGGCAACAGCAACUCUACGACCUCACCACUCGUGGUCGUUACUCACCCACCUGCUGUACCCAAACCCGACCCAACCGUCGAGAUAACGACCAUCAAGGUAACGCCUAGUGCUACUCCAACAGCCCCCGCCAUCAACCCCAUCGCCUGCUAUAACUUUGACGUUAAUGCCUACGGAUUCUGCUGUCCGCCCGUGGGUGGAACAUGCGGGGACGGUGUUGGAACAUGCUACUUUGACGGACCAGGCAUCUCUGGUGGUGCGACUAAUGUUGUGCCGAAUGGAGCGCGCUGCCCGCCUCCUAAGGGUGCUGUAUACUGCCUAGGUGCUUGUCAAGUGUAG